AUGACAAAAGAGAGAAGUGGAACUUCUCGUUUGACAACGGCAAGCACUGCAUUUGAUGAUGAUGAUGAUGAUGAUGAUGAUGAUGAUGAUGAUGAUGAUGAUGAUGAUGAUGAUGAUGAUGAUGAUGAUGAUGAUGAUGAUGAUGAUGAUGAUGGCGGCGGCUGCGAUGACGGUCAUCAGAAGGGCGAUCGGCUUCUGUGCCAUAAUACCGGAAUCCAGACUGCGCAUUCUUGGCGUAAAAAUAUUGAAAUCUGCACUCUGCCCUUCAGAAGAAGGAGGGAGAGGCAAAAUGGAAAGACCAGUGGCAGGAGACCUGAUCGGGAGGGGGGGUGA
Molecule: messenger RNA, 333 nt
Organism: Spirometra erinaceieuropaei
Lineage: Eukaryota; Metazoa; Platyhelminthes; Cestoda; Diphyllobothriidea; Diphyllobothriidae
Source: the annotation of a GenBank genome assembly